AUGGAAAAUUAUACAUCUGACAGUAGUGACAGUGAAAAUAGUGUUAAAGUAAUUGAUUAUGCAUACCUACUGCUCAAACCUGAAGAGACAGAAGAUAAAUUAGAGAAAUAUUUUGAUGAAAAGAAAUCAUUUGCAUUAGUUGAAAAGUUAAUACUACAUCACAAUCAACUUAUUACACUGCCUGACUCUGUAUACAAGUUUUCUAAUACAAGAGUAUUGGAUAUAAGCAAUAAUGGUAUUACUACCUUGCCAGAUGUAUUUAAAUACCUUCCAUUGACCAGUUUUACUGCCAAAAAUAAUUUACUAACCUGUAAUUCUAUACCAAAGAGUUUUGAAAAGUGCCUAUCUUUAAUUGAGCUUAAUCUAAGUGGAAACCAUCUAUGCCAUUUUCCAGAACAAAUCCUGGAUUUCAUUGGAUUAAAAUUUUUAUAUCUUGGGGGAAAUGGAAUGGUCGAGAUAUCCAAAAACAUUUGGAAGUUACAAAAUUUGCAGAUGGUAUCCUUUGGAGGAAAUAAGCUCACAGAAGUCCCUGCGGCCAUUGGCCUUUUGCAACAUUUGCAAGCCUUAGUAUUAUGUGAUAACAAUAUCGAAAGUCUGCCAGCAAAUAUAGCCAAUUUACACAAACUGAAGACCUUACUUCUGCACAAAAACAAAUUAAGGACGCUGCCUCCGGAAAUCGUGGCAUUAAAAAAUCUCUCCGAGUUAAGUCUGCGUGAUAACCCACUAAUUAUAAGAUUCGUCAGUGAGAUGAGUCACAGUCCUUCAAGUUUGUUAGAACUGUCGGCAAGAGCUAUCAAAUUGUAUAAUAUUGCAUAUGAACCAGGAGAUAUACCUGUCACACUGUUUAAUUAUAUAAACUCUGGUCAUCAUUGUGUUAAUCCACAUUGCAAAGGUGUAUACUUCGACAACCGUGUGGAACAUAUCAAGUUCGUAGACUUUUGUGGAAAGUACAGAAUCCCACUGCUCCAAUAUUUGUGUUCUUCCAAAUGUGCCAAUACUGCCUCUGUAAGAGAAUGGAAAGAUGAAAGUAUCGAUAGACCGUCGAGAUCCUACAUGAUGAAGAAAGUCUUGUUGGGUUGA
This is a messenger RNA of Diabrotica balteata, 1080 nucleotides long. The record is from the annotation of a GenBank genome assembly. Lineage: Eukaryota; Metazoa; Arthropoda; Insecta; Coleoptera; Chrysomelidae.